UUUACAGGCCGUAAACAGGCUAUUCCUGAUCAGAGACUUCCAGUUUGCUACGGAUCAGAACACUGGUGCUUCAGCUGUGUUUUUGCCUACUGAUGUGAGCCUUGCCAAUGAGGGCAUAGUAAGGAAAAGCUAAGUCUCUGACGUCAGGAUGCCCCAUGUGACUCACUCUGCAUACUGGAUGAACACGCCUCCCACAAGAAAUUUUUCUCAGAUACCUUACAGAGAAUUGUAGGUGUUAUGGACUAAAUGGAAUGUACUCCAGUGUCAAAUUGUGAAGAAGACGUUCAACAUUUUUUGCGGGUACUUGAUUCAGGGUCUCUAGAUGCUAUGACUGCUGUGGGGAGUUUGCAGAAUUUCUAUGGACCAUUCUUCUGGGAAAAAAUGACGAAGAUGCUGUGCUCAGAAAUACCCACAUCUGAAGGCUUAGAUGGAAAACUAACUUUAAAGCCAGCACUCCUUUUUCUCACUGUCCAUUUGCAAAGAAACCUCUUCAGAUUUUUGAAUCUUUCCAUUUCAUUAGUGCCACCUAAAAGUAUCAGUCUCUUGGUAAAAGCUCUCAAUCGACAGGAAGGGUCCUUGGAUGCUUGGCUGCUUACCCUUAGUAGGGAGCUGGUGGCAGAAACUGAGAUCCAGAAAUCACCUUCUAGCCCACAAGUAAUGAAACAGUUACAGUCAGUCUGCAGUGAACUGUGCCAUUUUGGGAAUGAACAUUCAAAACUAGGUUGGCUGAAACAAGAUGCUAAAACUACAAAACGUAAGUGGACAGAAGACUUUGAUGAAAGCCCUCUUAAGAGAAAAGAGGAAGGCCCUCGUAUUAAAAAGCUGUGUUUUAAAAGGCUUACUACUGAGGAUGAAACACUAAGCACUGCAUGUCACAAGCAAACCCCAACUAAAGUAGAAAGGACAUUGGAGAUACCUGAGACCUUUAAGCUUCACAUGACCAGACUUAGAGAGCUGUUCCAUGUUGAAGGGGAAUCCUUGCAGUCAUGGAGUGAUACAUUUCAUGUUGAUCUAAAGGAGUUAUGUGAGUCUUGCAGCUCAGAGCAGCUGCAGUCUAUUCUGUGCUCUCUGGGUGUCGAACAACUAUCCCCACAGUCUUUGUUGCAGUUCUGUUGUCAUCUGCAUUCUCUGUCUCCAGAUCUUAGUUUUUCCCAAUCUUCAGUGUUGGCCAACCUCCUUUUUAGGAAAAAGGUACUGUCCCUUACAUUUCCAGCACCUCGACCUCUCUUGGCUGCUCUGUCAAUGUUCUGCAUGAAAUACGCUCGAUCAGCAUGCAACAUGCUUAUUGAGCCACUGCUACAGGCAGACACAGGUGCUUUACAAACAGACUUUCUUUGUCGAAUGAUAACUGAGUGUCUGCAACCUGAACAGCUUUCUCUCUGCUUUGGUCCUAUUCUUAAAGUGCCAUUAUGUGAGGGAUCGCUCAGUGUAUUGUACACACUUCUGGAGAAACAGGGAGUCAUCUCUUGUUCCGAGUUUGAACUCCUCCUUACUUCAUUAUGUCAGUCUGCUGAUAACUGCUGUAAAUCUGUGCAGUUCUCCAAAUUACUGAUGACCAUCAUGAGAAAAAAUCAAAGUCUGAUUCUGCCUUCUCAUCUUGGACCCUUAACUAAUGCAAUUAAUUGUAACCAAACCUUCCUGAAAAAGUCCUUGCAAGGCGCUUUUAAUAGAUUGCAAGAAAGUAGAACCUGACUCAUUCUUAUGGUAGAUAACCUAUUGUUCCUUUCAUGUGUACCUGUGAUAAUUAUAUACUUUGGUUUUAUUAUGUUAUAAUAAAUAAAGUCACCUGGUUUUAAGUUAUUUGAAAAACAAA
Messenger RNA from Xenopus tropicalis (tropical clawed frog), 1813 nucleotides. RefSeq names its product FA complementation group E (gene fance). Lineage: Eukaryota; Metazoa; Chordata; Amphibia; Anura; Pipidae. Bases 247 to 1692 code for a protein of 481 amino acids. The transcript is spliced from 11 exons. Gene Ontology annotation, biological process: interstrand cross-link repair. The record is from RefSeq and is a predicted model, not a curated record. Gene Ontology annotation, cellular component: Fanconi anaemia nuclear complex.